GCAUUUUCCCGCUGUGAGAAUUUGUUUUUACAAGUUUUUAAAUAAAUAAUUCGCUUCAUACAAUAAUAAUGUCUUCGGUUGAUUUGAGCAAUUUCUUAAAGGCUUUAGAAGCUGUGAAACAAGACUAUACGUGUCCUGUUUGCAAGGAAUUGUGUAAAGACCCCGUGACAUUGAGCAAAUGUUUUCACAUUGUUUGUAGAGCACAUUUCGAGGGUUUGAAGGUGUGUCCAUCUUGUAAUAUUGACUUGGAAGGCUGCAACAUGACCUAUGAUGACCGUUUAGGACCCUGUAUUGACUCUACUAGGCAACUUGACACUAUGUUCGAGAAGUACAAAUUCGAAAUCACGCGAGACGAAAAUUUUGUUCCCAGUGCUAGUAAACGUAGUAAAUUGAAGAAUGAUAAUGAGAAACCAGACGAUCCUUCAUCUAAACAGGAUAUUUUAGUUGAAUUACGGAAAAAAUCUGCUCAAAAAGAAGUAAACAAAGCUGCUCCUCUUAAAGAAGCUUCUAAUAAUAGAAGAAAGAGAAAAGGCACUCCAGUGGAAAAAUGUAAGGCUAAAUCAAACGAAGUAGCUAAAAAACAAGAUGUGGAGUCAAGAACACGAUCUGAGAACAUCGACAUGUCGUUCACGUCUAAUACGAGUUUGAAAACUAACAAAAUUGAAAAACGUAACAAUAAAGGUGAAACUGUGUUACAUGUAUCAUGUCGUCUUGGGAAAAUUGAUAAGGUAACCGAAUUACUCAACCAAGGAGCCAAUACAAAUACAAAAGACAACGCUGGAUGGACACCAUUGCAUGAAGUUGUCCAAAAUGGACGACUAGACUUAGUUAAAUUGCUAUUGCAGUUUAACACGUUGAUAAAUGUGCCGGGACAGGGUAACGAAACCCCUUUACACGAAGCCGUUAGAUACGGACACUUGGAAAUAGCAGAGGAACUGGUUAAGAAUGGUGCUGAUGUUAAUGCAAAGAAUGUUAAAGGUGAAACCCCUUUGCAGUUGGCUUCCGAUAAAAUGAAAUAUGUGUUAGAGCAGGCAGCGGAAAAUAUAAUUCAAACUCAAGGCAUAAAUGUCACAAUUAUGUCUGAAAUGCAUAUUGAGCAUGAUUAUGAAGAUAUUAGAAUUUACAGUAUUUCCCAAAAGAACUCUACUCUUAAUAGUCUUAAGACGUUGGCCAAGGCACAUAGUAACUUGCACAUUGAAGCGAAGUUUAACAAGAAAGUUACCCAUUUACUCGUCGAUGCUGACAGAGAUGGCGUCUGUCAAACAAGCAAUGAGGUAUUGCAAGCGAUUGUCAGUUCCUUAUGGAUUAUCAGUUCCGAUUGGAUUGAAAAAUCUACAGCAGAGAAGUUGGAACCUUUUGACAAGUAUGAAGUUACUGGAGUCGGUACAACUACUUAUAAGGGACCAAAGAAUUCAAGAUAUAAUAAAUACAAACAACAUCCAGGAAUUUUUGACGGAUGCCAUUUCUACUUUCACAAUUUUAAUAUUAAAUAUGAAGUAUCAAAAACUGUUGUACUGACAAAACAGAUCUUGACUAAAUUGGUAACGGAUGCAGGUGGAGUUGUGCUCAGAAGAGUUCCGAAUCCGGAAUCUAUUCCAGAUUCUGAGAAACUUGUUCCGUACCAUGCUAAAAAGGAUGGGAAAUUGGUGAAUUGUUCGCAUUAUAUUAUUUUUAAAGAUUUGUAUGAACCUAUGUAUAAUAUGCAGCAUUUGAAGGCUUUGCCUAUUGGAUGGCUCAUUGAAUGUAUUGAGAAGUAUGAAUUGUGUGAGCCGUGGUAAAGAUUUUAUAAUUGCUUUUAGAAAUCAGUAACAAAAGGCCUGUUCUGAAGAGUGUAACAAGUUUAUUUCAAUUAGUUUUUGUAACACUUGAACAUCAAUGUCUGUUUUGUAAUGUCUAUCUUUUUUUCCUUGAUGUAAUAAUUGCGCAUUUAAUCUCACUUUAUGGAAAGUGACGAUUAGGUUGACAAUGGAGCAUGCACAUAUUUAGGAGGGCACUUUGAAAUUAGGCACGUCACUACUAAUUUUCAUACAAACCAUACAUAUAUAACAUAAUUUUCAGAACCAUAUUGCAAUGCCCCGUUUGCAGUCAUAAAGAGAACUCAAAAUUACUCAAACACUGUAUUUUUGUAAAUAGUAUUUUUUGUACAGUACAGCAUUUUUUGUUCCGGAUACUUUUCGAGAUUCGGGGCAUCAUCUAAGUAAUUACAUCAAAAAAUGUUUUAAAUGAUAACUUUUUGUCCCAAAAAUAUCCAGGACAAAGAGUCGUAAGGUAGUUUCCACUUUUUGUCUCUGUCCUUCGAUGUUAAUGUAAAUUCACUGCUUGUAACCCUCUAUCCUAAAAAGAUGUCAUUUUGUAAAUGUGGCCGUAUGUCAAGUAUAAUUUUAUUGUAAUCUUUAAUUUAAUUUAAAAAAAGAAGUAAACUUUAUUGUUUACGCAAUUAAAAUACAUAAUUUAAGUCUUCUUCUUUGUUUAUCUUUCCUUAUAAGGAAUAUUUUUGUUAACGUAAUAAAAUUACGCUCUUUAAACCUGUGCCUCUACCUUGAGGUUAGUGACGGUUAAUGCUAGCGACUGCUUAAAAUGUCUGUAUACAAAAUGUUGCUUCUGGUGACCAUACAAAAUUGUGAAGUAAUUUACGCGAUCGCUAGCGACUUCUAUCAUAGUAAACUGGUGGUAGAGGCACUGUUAUUUGUGGAACAUUUUUUGUUUCUUGAAAAUAAAUUCGUACUUUCAAUUAUUAAAAAUAUGUUUUUUAAGUAGGUUCUUUCAGGAAUGUUCUGUU
Messenger RNA from Hyposmocoma kahamanoa, 2779 nucleotides. Its product is annotated as BRCA1-associated RING domain protein 1-like. Lineage: Eukaryota; Metazoa; Arthropoda; Insecta; Lepidoptera; Cosmopterigidae. The record is from RefSeq and is a predicted model, not a curated record. The coding region runs from base 69 to 1778 and encodes 569 amino acids. Gene Ontology annotation, molecular function: protein binding. The transcript has a single exon.